CACACCAAGUGCCACGACGAUGACGAACCAAAAACAGACUGCCACUUGCCGGCUAAAACAGGACUAUAUGCGACUGAAGCGAGAUCCAGUACCGUACAUAACAGCCGAACCGCUGCCUUCGAACAUCCUCGAAUGGCACUACGUAAUCAAGGGUCCGGAAGAUUCGCUAUACUACGGUGGCUACUACCACGGGACGUUGCUUUUCACCAAGGAGUUCCCCUUCAAGCCACCCUCCAUCUACAUGAUCACCCCUAACGGACGCUUCAAAACCAACAAACGGCUCUGUUUAAGCAUAUCGGACUUCCAUCCGGACACCUGGAACCCGGCCUGGUCCGUCGCCACCAUCCUGACCGGCCUGCUAAGCUUCAUGCUCGAAACGACCCCGACGAUGGGCUCGUGCGAAACGACCCCGUACGAAAAGCGACGCUAUGCCCAACAGUCGCUCGAGUUUAACAUGAAAAAUGAAGUGUUCCAAGAGCUGUUCCCCGAGAUUUGUGAGGAAAUUACCGAAAGGUUGCAAACGAUUGAGGAACAACGGAAGCAGGCGGCUGCCACCGCUGCCGAAGAGGGUAGCGGAGGUAAGGAAGCGGCCACGGGUGAAUCGGAAACGGCGGACGGAAGCGUAUUCGUUGCCGGGCGGUCGGGUGGUGGUGGAGACGAUAGUAACAUUUGGCAUUCGCUUUACACCAACCUGAUAGUGCUGGUAGGAUUCGUAGUGUUUGCGCUCAUAGUGCAUUAUGUUAUUAAAAGCAUGAACAUUUAA
Anopheles maculipalpis is the source of this 763-nucleotide messenger RNA. Its product is annotated as ubiquitin-conjugating enzyme E2 J2. The transcript has 2 exons. The record is from RefSeq and is a predicted model, not a curated record. Bases 20 to 763 code for a protein of 247 amino acids. Lineage: Eukaryota; Metazoa; Arthropoda; Insecta; Diptera; Culicidae.